ACUCUCAUCCGUCACAACAAAAAAUCGAAAAGUUUCGUUCGCGCGCCGGGCCCGGAAGAUUUCCAAUCCGCGCGUCGGUACCGUUCGUUCGGUCCUGGUUCCCGACCACGGAAGAUAAAUGAGUGAGUGUCCGUCAUCUUUCCGUCGGUGCCGGAGCUGUCGUCUGCGAUGACGAAACGUCGCCGCCAGCUGUAUGUGGUAGUGGUCUUUUUGCUGUUUCUGCUGCUGGCGAUCAUCUUCGUGGCGAACUUUUUCUUCAUCAACUGGUUGAGCGGCGCCGCGGUGGAUGACCGGCGGCCAUUGCCGGCACCGCCGCCGGAUGUGGCACACCGGAAGAACGAUGCCAUAGACGAUGAACAACAGCAUCAGCCACAUGAGGGAUUGAAGGCUAGUCGGGCGGAUGGCAUCCUGGGAGCGGUGCAGUUCCGGGUGGGGAAACUGAAAGCCGUGUUCCGGAAUCGAAAUCCGCGCUAUUAUCCGGUGAAGCGAGGACUGCUGCGGUCGUUUUCCGCCAAGAGCUACAACAUAUCAACCGUUUGGAAGACGGCCGGUACGUGGCCCACCGGAAAUGAAAUCUACCCGCAAAAAGAUGAACGUCUCGGCAAAGUCAUUCGAGCACUGCAGGAAGCACCGAUACUCUCGGCUAGGAAUACCCCCAGAGGUACCCAGUUGAAGCUUUUGUUCGACUUGGCCGGGAAACAAACCGUUCUGUUCAAACCUAGUUGGUAUCGGCGAGAUACCGUCAUUGAGGGUACGGUCUACUCGGGAAAAGACCGCCACAACUCGGAAGUGGUGGCGUUUCAUCUGGGCGCCGUACUGAAUCUGCGCUGGACGCCGAUCGUCGUGGGACGAAGGGUUUCACUGCAGGAAGUCUAUCGAUUAGCAGACGAUGAGCUGAAGGCGACUAUGAACAAGAAUGAUACUCGGCAGUGCGUUUACGGCAAAUGCCAUUACUGCAAACCAAGUGAAGCUGUCUGUGAUGAUCCGGAGACGGAUCAACUAGAAGGAGCACUGCUUCUGCUGGUGCCAGGAAAGUUUGCCAAAUACCGUUCACCGUGGCAACGAACCUAUCGGGAUGGCGUGCAAGCAGAGUGGGAACGAGCCGACGGAUAUUGUGGCAAAGUCAGGGAACGGCUUCCUUUGGACCGGCUGUUAGAUCUGGUUGAUGUAGCCAUUUUCGAUUUCCUCAUUCAGAACGGUGAUCGGCACCACUACGAAACCCGGGACGAUCGAAUUCUGCUCAUGGAUAACGGGAAAGGAUUCGGGCAUCCUUUCAAGGACCAUUUUGACAUACUGGCACCACUGUAUCAGUGUUGCAUGAUACGAAAGACCACGUGGGACCGUUUGCAAAUCUUUUCCGGAGGAGCCCUUACAGAAACGCUUCAAUCGUUGAGUGAAAUAGAUCUGCUACAUCCCCUGCUGACCAAAGACCACUACUACGCCAUAGAGCGACGGUUACUACUCAUCUACACAACCGUUGAAAUGUGUCGCGAAAAGUACAAUAGCAAAAUCUUCAAAUGACCAGUCGUUUUUUUGUUGACUUUCUUUCCAAUAAACUUUUUAAAACUCUUA
Molecule: messenger RNA, 1572 nt
Organism: Aedes albopictus (Asian tiger mosquito)
Lineage: Eukaryota; Metazoa; Arthropoda; Insecta; Diptera; Culicidae
Product: glycosaminoglycan xylosylkinase homolog
Exons: 4
Coding region: 169-1521 (450 amino acids)
Biological process (GO): protein phosphorylation
Cellular component (GO): Golgi apparatus
Molecular function (GO): phosphotransferase activity, alcohol group as acceptor
Source: RefSeq, a predicted model, not a curated record